AUGCCUAGGUUCUAUGUCGUUUUGCCGGUGUCGAUGGGGAUGAAUCGCAUGCGCAUGCGGGGAAGAUAUCCGCAUACCCCGGUGUCCACACAGCGCAUUCAGUCGGGAUGUCAUUAUAUGUGGACAAGCAACGGUUUCGAAGAACUUGAAGCCGUUAUGGUAGGAUAUAAACUUGCUGCGCGAACAAAGGAUUCCGCCAGUUGCCGUAACUUAAUUCUGGGCUGUUCGUUCCAGACAGCGCCACCGCGCGUAGUUGGGCUCAAGGUCGUCGCCCUCCAGCAAGCAACCGCCAUCACUUCUCGUAAACACCCCGCGUUUGUGUUUAUAGAGUUCGCCACCGAAGCGAUCAACCAGGCAUUUGCUACGGUCCGAUGGAGCAAAGUCAGCCCGCAAUUCCAAAGUCGAAAUCUCUGA
Histoplasma capsulatum G186AR is the source of this 414-nucleotide messenger RNA. RefSeq lists its product as uncharacterized. Lineage: Eukaryota; Fungi; Ascomycota; Eurotiomycetes; Onygenales; Ajellomycetaceae. Bases 1 to 414 code for a protein of 137 amino acids. The record is from RefSeq and is a predicted model, not a curated record. The transcript has 2 exons.